CCGACCGCAGUUGGUUUCCAACACCAUCUCCAGCGCCUCCCUUCUUCUUGCUUGUCGACGCGGGAUUGUCACAGCUCGCCCACCAUGUCUCUAGACCCACCGACGUACCUCUCCUCCAUUUCGAACAACAUCCGCGCCCGUCCAAUCUCAUGGGAGGGUGCAGUCCGAGCGAAGACAAUCACCGAGGAGGACCUUAAAAAGAUCAAGUCAAUUGACAAGGUGCGCAAGGAGCAGCGGAAGCAGACAAUCGAGUCCGAUGUAGAUAGCUUCGUAAGCCUGUUGCUAGGUGGCAGUGGGUCACAGAGCAUAUUUGAGGCAGCAGCAAAGCGACAGGACAUCAUUCAUUACAUGCUCGUCUUGACGGGUGACUUGAUCGAGGAUAUCCCAGCUCUGACCUCUGCGCUCGUACAACACCCAGCGCCAUUCAAGCCUUUCCUCCCGCUCCUCAAAGCACCAGCCAAAAUCGAAGACUCCACUCCGCUCCUGACCUCAUCCGUCCUAUCCAGCCUUCUCUCGCACGCGCUCACUCAGUAUUCAAAGGAUGCCUCCCAGGUAGAUGAGGCGCUUCCUCCACUAUACAGCUACCUCUCCUCGCUUGUGAAGAGCAACGAUGCUGGCCUUCAGGAUAUUGCUGUUCAGGAAUUCUCCGCAGUCCUUCGUGACAGCAAGUCGAGACACCUGUUUUGGAAGCAGAGGAAGGAGACAGUGGACCCGUUAUUCGAUAUAUUGCGCGCGGCAUCUGGUGCAUCUAAGGAUACGGACUCUGUACUCUGGAGUGGAGGAAGCACCAGCGGCCGUAGUGUCCCUGAGGGACUUGCUGGAGGAGUUGGACUCCAACUUUUGUAUCAUGUUUUGCUGGUCAUUUGGCAGCUUAGCUUUGAAGGCGAGCUAGUUGGCGAUGGUCUUCAAGACGAGCACGAUAUUAUUAUCCUCUACACUCAUCUCCUCCGAGUAUCUCCCAAAGAGAAGACCACCCGUCUACUUCUCUCCACUCUUCUCAACCUCCUCACCACCAACCGCCAGACUCUUCUGCCAGCAUCCACCCUUGCGCGUCUCCCAGCACUCCUCAACUCUUUAAAAUCGCGUCACCUUGCCGACCCUGAUGCUCUUGAAGAUCUCGAAGCCCUUAACGAGCUAUUGGAUGAGUACACCAAGACCCAGACCACCUUCGACGAGUACGCCGCCGAGGUACAGUCUGGACAUCUUCGCUGGUCACCACCCCACCGAAACCCUACCUUCUGGCGAGAAAACGCUCGCCGCAUUCUCGAAGAGAACAAGGGCGAGCUUCCCCGUAAGCUCGCGGAGAUCCUGUCCAAGCCUUGGGAAAAUGAUAAGCAGGUUCUGGCUAUUGGCUGUAACGACGUGGCGGCUUUGGUAAAGGAGGUACCCGAGAAGAGACAGCAGCUCGAGAAGUUGGGAUUGAAGGGACGGGUGAUGGCGCUCAUGACAGAAGCGGAUGAGAGCGUGAGGUGGGAGAGUCUAAGGGCUGUCGGCGAGUGGCUGAGAUAUAGUUUUGAUUCGAAGACUGAGUUGCCAGUGAGGUAGAUAGAUGGUAUCGACGGAGCAUUGCUAGUUUGGUAAUUGUCUGUCGGCCAUCAUAGGCAGGGCGAUGGUGCGUAUUGUGUUUCCAUGUCAGUAUUUCGCUGUUGACUGCAGCAUUUGGUUUUUAUGUAUCAAGGGAUCCCCAGAAGAAAUAGAAAGCCAUCAACAUGACAGCCUUCAUCUACUUCGGCUUCGUAUUGUACGACUUCUGCACUAAAGGAGUGGUCUAGCCAUGACCAAUCUUUCUGCACCCUCUCUGAACAAAUAUUGAAUCUGGAACUACUAUCCCGAAACCAUGCCAGGACUUGAAAUGAUUAGACCUACACAGCAUGAUGAGAUACAAAGACAUAAUGGACAUACCGCUCAGCCUGAGGAAAUAGAUAU
Messenger RNA from Aaosphaeria arxii CBS 175.79, 1926 nucleotides. RefSeq names its product vacuolar ATP synthase subunit H. Gene Ontology annotation, molecular function: proton-transporting ATPase activity, rotational mechanism. The coding region runs from base 85 to 1545 and encodes 486 amino acids. Gene Ontology annotation, cellular component: fungal-type vacuole membrane; vacuolar proton-transporting V-type ATPase, V1 domain. NCBI's taxonomy places the organism in Eukaryota, Fungi, Ascomycota, Dothideomycetes, Pleosporales. Gene Ontology annotation, biological process: proton transmembrane transport. The transcript has 3 exons. The record is from RefSeq and is a predicted model, not a curated record.